Polypterus senegalus (gray bichir) is the source of this 811-nucleotide messenger RNA. RefSeq names its product E3 ubiquitin/ISG15 ligase TRIM25-like. NCBI's taxonomy places the organism in Eukaryota, Metazoa, Chordata, Cladistia, Polypteriformes, Polypteridae. The coding region runs from base 9 to 584 and encodes 191 amino acids. The transcript has 2 exons. The record is from RefSeq and is a predicted model, not a curated record.
CAGCAAACAUGUUUGCAUUAGAGGAUGAUUUUACUUGCUCAAUAUGCCUGGAAGUCUUAAAUGAGCCUGUCUCUGCGCCAUGCGGGCACAGUUUCUGUUUAGCAUGCAUUAACAAAUAUUGGGAUCAGGCAGAAGUGUGCAACUGCCCUCAGUGCAGGGAGAUAUUCAACCCAAGGCCUCAACUGCGCAAAAGCACCCUUCUGAAUGAGUUGAUGGAAAAACUAAAGAUGAAACAGCCACAUUCCCGUGUGGCAAAACACUUUGAUGGAUCAGCAAUGAUACUGUGUGAUUUCUGCAGUGGAGAGAAGCUCAGAGCAGUGAAGUCGUGUAUGACAUGCCUAACCUCAUUCUGUGAGAUACACAUCAAGCACCACAAUGAAAUUGUGGCCUGGAAAAAUCACAAACUGGUUAAUCCAACUGCAAAUAUACAAGAGAACUCUGUAAAAAACAUCAGAAAGCUUUGGAAAUCUACUGUCGAUCUGAUGAAACCUGCAUCUGCUCAUUGUGUGUUAUUACUGGGCACAGGGAUCAUGACACAGCUCAACCAGAGACAGAGAGGGCCACCAAACAGAUAUCUGCAGUAACAGAAAUGGAUAAAUAUGAGAAGAGCUUUGCUGAACUUGUACUCCUUAUUGAGAAAGCCCACAAGAAAAAAAAGGAGACAAUUCAAGAGCAAGAGAAGCGAGAAGUGGGAAAGGCGAAAAAAAUCUUGGACCGGCUGCAAAAGGAGAUUACAGUGCUGAAGAAGAAACAUGCUGAGUUUACUGAGCUCUCACAGACAGAUGACCACAUCCAUUUCCUUCAGGUUAGA